Molecule: messenger RNA, 1290 nt
Organism: Galleria mellonella (greater wax moth)
Lineage: Eukaryota; Metazoa; Arthropoda; Insecta; Lepidoptera; Pyralidae
Gene: CPR72
Exons: 2
Coding region: 80-607 (175 amino acids)
Cellular component (GO): extracellular matrix
Source: RefSeq, a predicted model, not a curated record
GCUGCUUCUAUAAAUACCACCAGCGAUUAAAUUUGGUGGACUAUUUACAGCGAAGCCUAUUGUCGAGCGCGAUCACAACAUGCUAAGGGAGCUAUUAUUAUUUAUUUGCAGCGUGCCAAUUAUCCUCGGUAUCAUAGUAACAGAUCCACCACCUACUGAUACGGAAUACAAAUACUCAUAUAAUAUUGAAGAUCCCACUACCGGAGACACAAAAAGUCAGUACGAAGUGAGACAUGGAGGCACUGUCAGCGGGGCUUAUUCUGUAAUAGAUCCAGACGGUACGAAACGCACCGUUGAAUACACAGCAGAUCCGAAGGAAGGAUUUAAAGCCGUUGUACGUAAAGAGCCUGCCGAGAAUGUUGUUUCUCAAAAAGAAUCUCAGUAUAUUCCCAAAGAAAAUACAUAUCAAUAUGACGCUCGAUACCAAGCAAAACCAGAUUAUGUGACAGAUGUACGAAUGGAAGACUCGGACAGACAUUCACAAAUCCAAUAUUACGACAAAGUGGAUUACGUUCAACAACCUGUAUAUUUUACGCCAGAAAACGAGCUGUCCUCGGAAGAUAAUACAUUUGCACAUGGUCAAUAUUUUAUACCUAAUAAUCAUUGAGAUACAAAAUCGUGCAUACAUCUUUCCUAAAAUUGUGAUAUUAUUGUAAGUUUAGGUUGAUACUUCAAUUAUGUGAAUUAUUAAUAUAAGAUAAUGCUGUGUAAAAGUAUUAUUUAAUGUAGUAACUGAUAUAGAGCGCUUGUUAAUUACAAAAUUAUUGUGUGUUUAGACUAAUUUAGUUUAGUAUUAAUAUUGACAAAAUUACAAAUUUAUUUCGAAAUAUUUCAAUCUUAAUAAACAAAUUAAUAAAAAAAAAUGGUUACGAUUUAAUAUAAUGUAUUAAAUAUUAUAAAUUAUCUAAAUACAAGGUACCUGAUAUGAUGAAAUUGUGAAUGAUUAAAAUGUAAAAUAUUUGUUAUACUAACGUAAUAAUACGAUUGCGAUUAAACGAUGUAUAAAUACACUGACAUCUGUUUACGAAAUCGGUAAGUACUAAGCCUUUCUCCGAGUACAUAUCAGUGUUCGUUUUGCUUAGUCAAAUGUUGCGAGUCAUUUGCGGUGAAUGUUUUAACUUACGAAUCCGAGGAAGGUUCAGUUUCUUAAACCUAAUAAAGAAAGUAAAAAUCAUACCAUUUCGACUUUACUUUUUCUAUUAUAUACUACUACGUGUAAACUUAAUUAAAUAUGAAUAAAAUUAUUUUUAAUCUAAUUAUAGAUCUUAUUUUAUUAAACAAAAUUAGAAC